Molecule: messenger RNA, 1495 nt
Organism: Malus domestica (apple)
Lineage: Eukaryota; Viridiplantae; Streptophyta; Magnoliopsida; Rosales; Rosaceae
Source: RefSeq, a predicted model, not a curated record
GUGGACCUCUGGGUAUCAGCAGUAGGGAUGGUUGGAAGGAUGGAUGCAUCAAUAGUUUAUCAAGAUCAAAAUCUCUUCCUUCUUCAUCUAGUGUGUUUGGAAGUUUUAAAACAAGUAUGCGGUGUGAAACUGUACAUAAUGACAAGUAUCCGAUGCCAAAGGAUACAGUCCCGCACGAAAGACACCGUAUAGUAACUGGUAAUCUUGAUCUUAGAGAAGGUGUUCACAAACAGUCUAGAUCCAGAAACAAAACAUCUUAUUCGUCUCCCUCAAGUAGGGAAGCUCUUGACAUUUCACCUGAAACUCAUACUACUGAGAAUAAAGAUAGAACUGACUUGGAAGAGAACAAUCAAACCCAGAAGAAUGUUGCAGUCUUUGAGUCACCACCUAGUAAUGCUAUGGAUGCAAGUCCAGUUUCGGCAAAUUUGGUGGAUGUGGAUGCAUCCAAGCCUUCUGAAACUCCUGACGUGUUCCUUCCAGAAUUAUCAUCUCAUAUGUCGGUAGAAGGCUAUUCAUCUGGUGGACACCAAGAUAAUGCAAUUCCACAGGAACCCUCAAUCAGGCCACCCCAUGAACAGGCAGUCCCCUCUAACCAGUCUGUACCUGGAAUCGAAUCUCCUGCAAGCUCCAAGGAAGCUGAGCAGCCCAGUCCGGUUUCAGUUCUGGAAGUUCCUUUUACUGAUGAUGUGUCAUCUAGUUCUGAAUGCUUUGAGAGUGUCAGUGCUGACCUGCAAGGGCUUCGGAUGCAGCUUAAGCUACUGAAGUUGGAGUCAGAACCAUAUGAAGAGGGACACAUGGAAGUGUCGAGUGAUGAUGAAGUUGGUGAUGGAUCUACUGGGUUGUCAGAUGCAAGAGGAUUUUGUAAAGAUGAAAAGAGCUGGGAGUCUGUAUACUUGGCCGAUACCUUAACUGAAUCUGGUUUAAACAAUGCUGAUCCGGCUACCUUCUUGGCAAUGUGGCACACCCCAGAAUGUCCUGUGAAUCCUUUACUAUUCGAAGAACUGGAGAAGAAGUACUACGGUCAGACUUCUUGGCCAAAGCCCGAGAGGAAAUUACUGUUCGAUCGAAUCAAUUCAGGGCUCGUGGAGAUGUUUGAGCAAUUCACUGAUCCAUACCCAUGGGUAAGGCCUGCGAGCAAAAGAAUUGGUCCCAAGUGGAUUAAUCCAAGUGCAGCCGAAGAUGUUCUGUGCACAUUGCUAGCAAGCCAAGAAGAGAACGCGAACGAGGACAGUCUGGAGAAAGAGCUGCAACGUGACUUGCUGUGGCUGGAUUUUGGAGACGAAAUAGACGUAAUAGGUAGGGAAGUAGAGAGGAAGUUGAUAGAAGAGCUAGUAGCAGAGGUAGUGUAGAAGGCCAAAAAUUUCAACCGAAGUUUUUUCUUUUGUUUUUUUGGUCAAUAAGUUUAAAUAGAAUAUGUAAAUGAAGACUUGAAAUUGUAGUUUCAUGAGAAGAUGAAUAAAUGGGAUGGUCUUUGUUAGACCAAAAAUUGUUGGUA